This is a messenger RNA of Fusarium redolens, 621 nucleotides long. RefSeq lists its product as uncharacterized. NCBI's taxonomy places the organism in Eukaryota, Fungi, Ascomycota, Sordariomycetes, Hypocreales, Nectriaceae. The record is from RefSeq and is a predicted model, not a curated record. The coding region runs from base 1 to 621 and encodes 206 amino acids. The transcript is spliced from 2 exons.
AUGAAACCCAGCGGUUCGUCUGCCCGGAGUCAAGUCCCUGCAUCCGCAUACACGGCAAUCAACUACCAGGCUGUGCACUUGCUAUUCGAGUGGAUGACGUUAGGCAGAGUCCUUGCGGAAUCAGCUAGAGAUGUCCAGAGACAGUUUUGUCUCUGCCUUCAGCUCCUAGGCUUGACUUUACUUGAGAGAUACGAUGACUCUAUAGCGAAAGCUCUUCUAGGUCUGAGCGAUACAGAAAUUGUAGCCACUUUGUCCGAAGUUGACGAGAUGGAGUACCAGAGGCUCGCGUCAUUGGAUCAAGACGAUAUCGAUCUAGCCUUACAUUGCAUUGCAUUGAUACGAAUUUUACUUGAGGCAGUGGGAGGGGAAGAAGCCCAUCUGCAGCGCGAACUCUGUGACUCAAGCUACUCGGCUAAGCAAAACCAGAUUAUAUAUGGUGCAGUUAUAGGCGCCAACGGACCACGUUCGAUCCAAAAGGUAGAUACGAAGGCCCUCUACGAUGCACUUUUGGAAUCUAGACUCUGUGCCGGGCGGCCGUUGGCAAUGAGUACCAUUGAAGAUCUGCUGAAGGUCUGUUGUGCAGCGCUAGAGCCAGACUGGACAAUGAUAGAGCUUAUGUAG